Molecule: messenger RNA, 725 nt
Organism: Phyllostomus discolor (pale spear-nosed bat)
Lineage: Eukaryota; Metazoa; Chordata; Mammalia; Chiroptera; Phyllostomidae
Gene: TNNC2
Product: troponin C2, fast skeletal type
Exons: 6
Coding region: 97-579 (160 amino acids)
Cellular component (GO): myosin II complex
Molecular function (GO): calcium ion binding
Source: RefSeq, a predicted model, not a curated record
CUACAAAUCGCAGGGGCUGGGGCAGGCCAGAACAUCUUCGGGUGGUGCGGUGCAGAGGAGGCGGCCGCCGCAGAGGAGCCCCGGUGACUAGCAACCAUGACGGACCAGCAGGCGGAGGCCCGGUCCUACCUCAGCGAGGAGAUGAUCGCUGAGUUCAAGGCCGCCUUCGACAUGUUUGACGCUGAUGGUGGCGGGGACAUCAGCGUCAAGGAGCUGGGCACGGUGAUGAGGAUGCUGGGCCAGACACCCACCAAAGAGGAACUGGACGCCAUCAUCGAGGAGGUGGACGAAGACGGCAGCGGCACCAUCGACUUCGAGGAGUUCCUGGUCAUGAUGGUGCGCCAGAUGAAAGAGGACGCGAAGGGGAAGAGCGAGGAGGAGCUGGCCGAGUGUUUCCGCAUCUUCGACAGGAACGCAGACGGCUACAUCGACGCGGAGGAGCUGGCUGAGAUCUUCAGGGCCUCCGGGGAGCACGUGACAGACGAGGAGAUCGAGUCCCUGAUGAAAGACGGGGACAAGAACAACGACGGCCGCAUUGACUUCGACGAAUUCCUGAAGAUGAUGGAGGGUGUGCAGUAAGAAGUCCGCCCGAGCCUCCACCGAGACCGCGCGGCCCUCGGGCGUGGGGGCUCCGCUCCGCCCAGUGUCAUUCCCCGCCCGGGAGGGAAGCGCGGCCCUUUCUGGGAUGCCCUUCUAGAAGGAAUAAAAGCAAACGUUGCAAAGCG